CGUGAAAAUUCAAACACAAGAAGCUUAGUCUGUUUUCUAGCUCUCAUUCACAAAGUAAUCAUAUAACUUGUUAAUUCUCUCUAUUAUUUUUCAUUAAGGCAAAUGGGAAGGUCACCUUGUUGUGAGAAAGUGGGAUUGAAGAAAGGGCCAUGGACACCAGAAGAAGACCAAAAACUCAUGGCUUUCAUUGAAAAAUAUGGCUGUGGCAGCUGGCGUGCUUUGCCUGCUAAAGCUGGACUAAAGAGGUGUGGAAAGAGCUGUAGACUAAGAUGGAUAAAUUAUCUAAGACCAGAUAUCAAGAGAGGAAAGUUCAGUUUGCAAGAAGAACAGACCAUCAUUCAACUCCAUGCCCUUCUUGGAAACAGGUGGUCAGCUAUAGCAGCUCACUUGCCCAAUAGGACUGACAAUGAGAUAAAGAACUAUUGGAACACACAUUUGAAGAAGAGAUUAACCAAGAUGGGCAUUGAUCCAACUACUCAUAAACCAAAGACCAACAUUUUUGGAAAGGAUGCGGCAAACCUAAGUCACAUGGCUCAGUGGGAAAAUGCUCGUCUAGAAGCUGAAGCUAGACUUGUUCGUGAAUCCAAGAAACAAAUUUCCAACCAAUUUGGUCCUAAUUUGGCUACCAAACCAAUAUCUUAUGGCAACCAGAGAAACAUUUUGCCCCUUCAAACGAAAAUACCACCUUGUCUUGACGUACUAAAAGCAUGGCAAGGGACUAAUUGGACAACAAAGCCAAAAACAAAAGACAUGACUUCAUCAGUUUUUUAUCCUUUCUUUGAUUCUCCAACAUCAACGUCAAACUUAUCGAACAACAACUUAUUCAUGGUACCAAAUAAUAAUAUUCCUGGAUUAGUGGACAUGAAUUCGUGUUUGGUUGCAGCAAGUAAUUUCGUGGAAAACACAAAGGAAGAAGUUCAAACAGAGUGGAAAUGCUACGAGAAAUCAAACAACGAAUUACUCAGCCAGAUUAACGAUAUUUCAUAUUCUAAUGAUUCAUCAACUUAUAAUAUGAGCAUAACAGAUCAAUCUUCAUUAUGUGUGAUUCAAGGGUUCACGCACUUGGAAAAUAUUGUUGGAAGCUGCGAAGACAAUAUUUUUGAAGACGACAACAACAACAAUUAUUGGAAUACUAUACUAAAUUCUUGUACUUUACCUGCUGAUUCACCAGUAUUUUAAUUAAGUGGCCAUGUAAUAGCUAAUUUAAUAGGUUUAAUAUUAUGACUUGAUUAGGAAAUUCUACCUUAGACUAGAUUUUUAAACCUUGGUGUUGUUGCGACGAGCAUCUAGUUCGCGGACCUAGUCUAGAGAAGAAUUGCCUGAGAAUUUUACAACCAAGAGAAAAAGAUUAGAGCUUUUAAGAAUUUAGGGGAAUAACUAUAUUGUACUAGUGGUCAGUAGCCCUUUCAUAGUUUUAUUAAACUCAUUGUCAGUGCUAUUAAAUUGAAGUGCUUCGUGUUUAUUGUUGGUGGCCAUUUUCAAGGAUUUGGUAUAUGUACGAUGGAUCCAUAUUCAGAGA
Messenger RNA from Nicotiana tabacum (common tobacco), 1519 nucleotides. RefSeq names its product transcription factor MYB16-like. The record is from RefSeq and is a predicted model, not a curated record. NCBI's taxonomy places the organism in Eukaryota, Viridiplantae, Streptophyta, Magnoliopsida, Solanales, Solanaceae.